Molecule: messenger RNA, 2023 nt
Organism: Etheostoma spectabile (orangethroat darter)
Lineage: Eukaryota; Metazoa; Chordata; Actinopteri; Perciformes; Percidae
Product: kidney mitochondrial carrier protein 1
Exons: 9
Coding region: 179-1039 (286 amino acids)
Biological process (GO): transmembrane transport
Source: RefSeq, a predicted model, not a curated record
GUCCAAUGGAGGAGCGGUGGGCGGAGCUUUGUACUGUGAGAGGUUAGACGGGGCUGGACUUCUCAAACGCCGGCGGGGAUUGAAACGCAGCUGCUGCAAACGUUCCUCAGAUAGUAUUCCUCCUGCCUUCCGGUUCACCGGUUGAAUUUCACUGUGAAUCGUUACAGUGUUGGAGAAAAUGUCGAACGUCAACUGGAAGCCCUUUGUUUUCGGCGGUCUAGCUUCCGUGACGGCGGAAUGCGGGACCUUCCCCAUCGACCUAGCCAAGACUCGUCUUCAAGUUCAAGGCCAAGUAGGCGACAUAAAAUACCGAGAGAUUCGGUACAGAGGCAUGCUCCAUGCUUUAGUGAGGAUAGGAAAAGAGGAGGGGCUCCGGUCACUCUAUUCAGGAAUAGCUCCUGCUAUGUUGCGUCAGGCCUCCUAUGGUACUAUAAAAAUUGGCACAUACCAGAGCUUCAAGCGACUGCUGGUUGAUAGACCAGAGGAUGAGACCUUGCUGACUAAUGUGAUAUGUGGUGUUCUAUCUGGAGUCAUCUCGUCCUCCAUUGCCAACCCCACUGAUGUGCUGAAGAUCCGCAUGCAGGCUCAGGGAAAUGUGAUCCAGGGCAGUAUGAUGGGCAACUUCAUUAACAUUUACCAGCAGGAGGGAACAAGAGGACUGUGGAAGGGUGUCUCUCUUACGGCUCAGCGGGCGGCCAUCGUGGUCGGAGUCGAGCUACCGGUCUAUGACAUUACCAAGAAGCAUCUGAUCUUGUCGGGUCACAUGGGGGACAACGUGUACACACAUUUUGUGUCCAGCUUUGCGUGUGGUCUGGCGGGGGCUUUGGCCUCCAACCCAGUGGAUGUAGUCCGGACACGCAUGAUGAACCAGAGAGGAGUAGCUCUGUAUCAGGGAACACUGGACUGUAUACUGCAGACAUGGCGCUCAGAGGGCUUCAUGGCCCUUUACAAGGGUUUCUUUCCCAACUGGCUCCGCCUGGGACCAUGGAACAUCAUUUUCUUCCUCACAUACGAACAGCUGAAGAAGAUCAAUGUGUGACUGAGAGAACGAGCCGGGGAAGAAGAGAGGAGUAUGUGCUCACGCUCCGAGACGAGCUAAGAGGACCAAAUGGCUGGAUAGCGAUGGAUCCACUGAAUGUGGGAAGGGGGUUGAUGUAGACUCUUGUAUGAGGGUUGGCGUGAGAAUUUGCCUAAUUCCUGUUUGGGCUACACGUCUCCUAAAGCCUGUGGCAAGUGUGAAGGACACUUAUUUUUAGCUCAUCCACCCGCUAUGUGAAGCUUAACUGCUCAUUUCAAUCUGAUAAUGACCCCUUAGGUUCAUGUCACCUAAUUUAUGGGUCUGUAAAUUGGAAAGACUAACAGUCCAAGACUCUUGUUUAUUACACCUUUUUCAGCCAGAAACUGCUUUAAAAUGGCUCUAAACUCCCAAGGGGUUUCAAUCUUCUACACUUGAAGGUGGUCCCUAAAUUGAGUGCCUUAGUUUGUGAUACAGGUGGUCUGCAGUAGGUCCCAGAAUGUGGGACAACAGCUGACAAUUGCAGUGAUCGUUCCCUGGGGGUGUGUGUAAAGGUGAAAUUAUGUAUUAGUUUCCCUUGAGUAUUGACUGUUAAGAGCCAAAACUACAUCAAUGUACUGUAAUAAAUAAGUUAUAUAAACAGUCUGCCCACACAUGAGAAUAUGUGGUGAGACUAGUGGUCCCUCAUGCCAGCAACAGCAGACAGGAAAGAAAUAAGAUGGGGGUCCACUCCAUACGUUCUAGUUGUCAUUUGUUAUUAUAGACCAUUGAGACUGAUUGGGGUAUCUUAAGGGCAUCAUUUGACAAUGUUUGUUGCUCUAUGGCACUAAAACAAUGUUCCACAGUUAACUAUUUUCAUAUGCUGCAUUUGCACGUUGUAUGCUUAUCUUUGAGCUUUUGUUGUAAAGACUAAAUAGGCUGUCGUGUGUGAGGUGCCAUUGCUGCCAAAGUGUACUUUUGAUGUUGGUGUAAAAGGAUGCUGUCGGCCUGUUUAUUUGAAAUAAAAGA